Messenger RNA from Dichotomopilus funicola, 870 nucleotides. RefSeq lists its product as uncharacterized. The transcript has 3 exons. Lineage: Eukaryota; Fungi; Ascomycota; Sordariomycetes; Sordariales; Chaetomiaceae. The coding region runs from base 1 to 870 and encodes 289 amino acids. The record is from RefSeq and is a predicted model, not a curated record.
AUGGCGUCGAUUGCAUCAAGGUCAGCGGAGUCUCCAUCGCUUUCAGCUUCCCUGGCGUCUACCAGGCCUACUUCGGUAGACUCAAAACAAGAUGACGAUCUCCCGACAAUCCACUUCACAAACGUGCAAGAUCUUUUCGGCACGAUCGAUUGCGCUACUGGGGAUUUCCUUGCCGUUACACACGUCUCUCCUAGCAAUUUUACCGAAAUCGAGCGUGAGCGAGAGAAGCAACGCCGCAAGUUCCGUUUCCGUCGCUACCAUAGCAAUCGCCAGCUCCUUCUUAUCACAAUCCCGACCGACGUCCACGACACACUUCAUCUCGGGAUUUAUAUGAGGUUUUAUGCACAACUUGUCAGAAGUGGUAGAGAACACGAUUGGAAAACAAUUGGUCCCGCUACACGUCCAGCACAGCAAGACCAUCCUAGAGGAGAUGGCGGUGAGGGUGACUCGACUGGCGGUCCAAAACCGGACCGUGCUACCAAAGGUGCCUGGCCAACCCUUGUCAUUGACGCGGGUUUCUCUGAGUCUUUAAACGGGCUGCAUCACCAAGUUAAAAUCAUUCUUCUUGCCAAGUUCGAGCAUGCUCGCCGCACUAUUAUCCUGGAGAAGUGGGAGGAGGAAGCAAGGAGUACUCGUCCUGGAGCCAUGACGACGCGAUACGCUGCGGCCGUUCAGCCUAUCCUGCAGCAGAUCAUCACGAUCACAAAGGAUCUCACUACCGACCCGGUAUCGUACAAUGUCACUAGCGGUGCAUUGGUAUUGGGGUUUAGGCUCUUGUUCCUUCGAGAUCCAGGCCCUGGAGAGGGAGACUUUGUCUUGAGUGUUCAAGAGCUGGAGGGUUACGCAGAAGAUGUUUGGGCCUCAUUGUAA